Molecule: messenger RNA, 2310 nt
Organism: Cyanidioschyzon merolae strain 10D
Lineage: Eukaryota; Rhodophyta; Bangiophyceae; Cyanidiales; Cyanidiaceae
Product: similar to DNA repair protein Rad17-like protein
Exons: 1
Coding region: 1-2310 (769 amino acids)
Biological process (GO): mitotic DNA replication checkpoint signaling; DNA damage checkpoint signaling; DNA repair
Molecular function (GO): chromatin binding
Source: RefSeq, a predicted model, not a curated record
AUGAACUGCAGACGUCAGCUUACAAUUAGAGCGCUCCAUGGUGAUGUAAAAGCUGAAACCUCGGAUAAAAGACGCUGGAAACGACGUCUGCGGAGAGACGAGUGUUCGAUGCCGCCGACAGCGUCCGGCUGGACCCGCGGCAGCCGCUUGGACGCUGCUGGUGUCGCAGGCGUUGGCGGUGCGCAGCCUUCGGACCAGGACGCUGCCUGCCUUCUCUGGUGCGAACGAUUCCGGCCGACGUGCGUUGAGGAGUUGGCUGUGGCGCCAAAGAAACGAGUUGAGAUCGAGACUUGGCUCUGUCACGCUUGGGAGACGUGUUCGAACAGCCAGUUCGAAGCUGCGCCCUGUGCGCCGCAAGUGGCACUCAUUUGGGGCCCUAGCGGUGCCGGGGCGUCAGCGACUUUGGACGUUCUGGCCACCCAGCGAUUUCGAGCGACGGUUGUACGAUGGACUUGUACCGAUCGCUACUUUGACACCGAGCUGGGAAGCGCCUCAGUACUGGAGAGCUUUCUAGAGUUUCUGUUGAUGGUAAGCAACACGCCCGCGGAUGAGUGGCGUGGCAACGCUAGCUUCACUCAACGGAGUUCGGUGACGCAUCUACGCCAGCAGAACCAGCCUGGUGCGGAGCGGCUUGGGGCUAAUGCCUCCGCCGGACACCACCACGACCGAUAUCUCGCCGUCGUCGAGGACUUUCCUGUGGGCAUCCAAGAGCGCGACCACGCAGUUUACAGUUCGUUCCAGAGUCGUUUGCUUGCGCUGCUUGCCGGACUGCGACUGCCUUUGGCCUGGAUCUUGCCCAGCGACCCGCACUGGCGUGCUCGCCAGAUUCGCUUCUUGUUCGGAGGCCAGGCAAAGCUGCCGGAUCAGUUGCCGCCGUGGGUGCGACACAUUGAGUUUCUCCCGGUGACUGAGAGGCGCAUUCAAACAGUUUUGCUUCAAAUUGCCGCGAGACUGGCUGAUGCGCGCGAUGCCGAUAGGUUUGGACGUUCCUCGGCACUGGAGCAGAUUACGGCAGAGUUAGCUCGACGAUGUGCUGGCGACAUCCGUCGGGCCAUUCAAUGGAUGCAGUUCUGUUUCGUGGGCCAGGCGAUGGAGCCUAUUGCUGCGCCUGGUACGAAACCAACCAAGAGGGGACGCUUUCUUGAAAAUUGGAAAUGCUUGUCUGAACUGAUGCAGCAUUUCGAGGGAAAUGCGCGGAUCGGUCUCAGCCAUAUGAUCGCGAGAAUUCUCUACGAUAAGCACCAAGCAGAAGAAUGGCAGAUCGAUGAUGAAUACUGCAUCGAUGACAUUGGACGCUCGUGCAAUGCUGAUGGAGAUAUCGGCAACAUCACCUUGCCGACAACGGCUACAGAGUGCUCUAUGUUUCUCAGUGCUUUGCACGAGAAUUUCGUCGAGCAUUUCGUACGAAUAGAGGACGUCGCUUUAGCGCUAGCGGAUUUUAGUUACGCUGAUAUGAUGCAGCGCAAUAAGCUCGAUGUCGAAGCGGUGAUCGCGCUCCAAGUUGCUGUUUGCGGUGUACGCUGCGCCAACCGGUGCCACGCUCCUGCAAGGUUUCGGCCAAUUCGUCUGCAGCCACGUCGGUAUGGAACGCACGCCAUCCGACCGAGUUCGACGUUGUAUGAUGAAAACGUGAACGAUUAUCGUGAUGCGACAGGGCUUGGGCGUCGUGCAUGGGAGCCGGCUGCGUUUACCAUGCGGAGCAAAGCGACACAAUUACCGUGUUGGACAUCCCCGGCGAAUGACACGCUGGAGUCGGCUGAGUCCACGGCUCUGUUCCUGGAUCCUAUCGAGGAUGCGGAUAGCCGCCCGAGCAGGGCAUCAGAAAACACAGGUCAACCUCUCCGUAACGAUUGCACAAGGUCGGCAACACUACUAGAGACCACUCACGUAUCGACAAUCUGUGCACCCUGGUCUUCCAAUCGUAGGAGGCGCUACAGCGUGCGAGUGAUCAACGACAAUGCGCUGCCGAUGCACAGCGUUUCUGCAAAUGCAUCACGCAUCUCAGCGGAAGCGGGACGCGCUCCUGGACCCUGGAGCGACCACGAGCCGGCAGCAGCAUUUGCGGUGGGUCUCGCGAGCGAUGAGUUCGGUCUGAGCGGCGAAGCGCACUUACCGAGCAGCCGGAGACAACGCACAUCCACAUCGGGGACGUCACCCUCGCCAGCAUACGAAUCUUCAGUCGGAGAGGACACUGUGAGACGAGCCCGUGUUUCAGAGGCCCUUUCGCCCGACAUUGAGCCUCGGGAUCAAGUCCUGCAUUGUCUCUUGGAUAUGUAUGAGAAACGCACUGACCAUUUGUGUGCAUCAUGA